GCCAACGGCUCUAAACGUGUAUGGAGCAACUCCCAUACGCUGAAGAUGACCCGACUACAAAUUCCCGAUGCUACCCGGGGAAGCGGCACCCGACACCCCGCCUACCGCGGUGUCCGAAAACGGAGGUGGGGAAAAUGGGUGUCUGAAAUUAGAGAGCCACGCAAGAAAUCACGCAUUUGGCUAGGCUCAUUUCCUGUGCCAGAAAUGGCAGCCAAGGCAUAUGAUGUGGCAGCGUAUUGUCUUAAAGGCCGUAAAGCGCAGCUCAAUUUUCCUGAAGAAGCCGGUGACUUGCCUAUACCGUCCACGUGCACGGCCAGGGAUAUUCAAGCAGCAGCAGCAAAGGCUGCACAUUCGGUACUGCUUCCAAUGAAAAAGAGCAGCGAAACAAACAAUGGUGGUGGCAGUGACGGUGAAGUUGCUGGUGAUGAUUUCUGGGGCGAGAUUGAAUUGCCGGAGUUGCUGCUGAGUAAUAGCGGGUACAGUUGGGAUUCUUGUGGAUGGAAUACUACUCUUGCAAGUGAUAAUUCAACGUGGCAGCCGGAUGGAGAGGGUCUACAGCCAUCCAUGGCAUGUCUUUAAUGUGCCUACGUACAUUAAUUCCAGGCAAGCAGUAAAUCUUCAUGUCCUUUUAAAGUGGCUGUGUUAAUCCUCUCCCUCUCCCUCUAUAUAUGAAAAUGUGUGUAUAUGUUUUUGUUACAACAGUUAAGUAAUUUGUUCUAAUAAACUGAAGUGGCCCCAAUAUAUAAUUGUGAGUUUACCUAUUUAUACAGCUUAUUUUCCUCAAAUUGAGAUCGUUUUGGCAUCAUACAUGUGCUGGAUGAGGUUUCUGCAGAGGUGGCUGCAGUUUUUUCCCCUCCUAAUGACGAUGCUCAUGGUGGAUGUAGAUUGUAUACUAGCUAUCAACCUCAAAGCCAAUUUACUUGAGUUUUUUAACGUGCAGUCAUCGUAUUCUCGGGGCAAUAUUUUCUCUGGUUCAAAUUCUUCGAGCAAUUUAGUGCAUUGAAACAAGCCCUUCUCAGAGCCGAAAUAUUCAUGGAAAUCACUGUUUCAUACGUUGUUUUUUCCAGAUUUAAAACUUGAAAUAAAUGGUAGAGUUCAAUUUUAA
Messenger RNA from Populus nigra (black poplar), 1105 nucleotides. Its product is annotated as ethylene-responsive transcription factor ERF023-like. NCBI's taxonomy places the organism in Eukaryota, Viridiplantae, Streptophyta, Magnoliopsida, Malpighiales, Salicaceae. Gene Ontology annotation, biological process: regulation of DNA-templated transcription. The transcript has a single exon. Gene Ontology annotation, molecular function: DNA-binding transcription factor activity; DNA binding. The record is from RefSeq and is a predicted model, not a curated record. The coding region runs from base 46 to 579 and encodes 177 amino acids.